Molecule: messenger RNA, 2226 nt
Organism: Pimephales promelas (fathead minnow)
Lineage: Eukaryota; Metazoa; Chordata; Actinopteri; Cypriniformes; Leuciscidae
Product: DBH-like monooxygenase protein 2 homolog
Biological process (GO): norepinephrine biosynthetic process; octopamine biosynthetic process; dopamine catabolic process
Cellular component (GO): secretory granule membrane
Molecular function (GO): copper ion binding; dopamine beta-monooxygenase activity
Source: RefSeq, a predicted model, not a curated record
GACCACUUACAAAGAGUUCUGUUCAAGUGCACUACUGAGCAGUUUAAUGUACACUGUCUUCUCAAACAUCUGACACAAAGACUUGAAAAGGUAACAUGGGCCUAUUAUCUCUUGUCCUGCUCUUGCUUUCAGCCCAGUGGUCCUGCGCUCAGGAAGACCCUCUUCUACCUUUCUCUGAACACCUGGACCCCGAGCACAAUGUGCGGCUGAAGUGGGGCUUUGAUGAGAUCCAGGGCACCAUCUUGUUCGAGCUCACUGUCAACACCAGCGGCUGGGUCGGGUUUGGCUUCAGCCCUAAAGGAGGAAUGACUGGAGCCGACAUCGUCAUUGGAGGAGUCGGACCGAAAGGCAGUUACUUCACGGACCGUAAUGCUGUGGGGAAUUCAAUACCUGUGGUUGACCAGCAACAGAACUACAAACUCCUGUCUCUAACCGAGUCAGACGGGAGAACGGUCGUGAAGUUUCAGAGAUCUAUUGAGUCUUGUGAUGAAAAAGAUUUACCCAUCACUAAUCUUCCCAUGAAGCUGAUCUAUGCGUACGGACAGAGUGAUGACAUCGUGUACCAUAAUAACCGAAGGGGAACGAAAGAGGUGAACCUGUUGAAGUACAUGCCUCGUGUCAGUCCUCCAAACAGCAAGUAUUUCGACAUGACUAUGGCCAAUUUCUCUGUACCAGCCAAUCAAACCUACUAUCACUGCAAGAUCAUGAGAGCCCCGACUUUUGAUCGCAAACAACACAUUUAUCGUAUUGAGCCGGUCAUCACAAACUUCGACCUCGUGCAUCAUCUGCUGCUGUACCGCUGCCCGCCGAGUGUGACGCAGCCAUUUGAAGUGGCAUGUUACGCGGGCGACGGGCAAGAGUGUAUGGAGACCGUUGGCGUGUGGGGAGUUGGCGGAGGGGCUUAUGAACUCCCUGAGAUGGUAGGACUUCCAAUUGGAGGAAAUGUUGGAGAUUUUUUCUACAGGCUUGAAGUGCAUUACAACAACCCGAAUAAAAUUGCAGGUCGAGUUGAUAACUCGGGUCUGCGAUUCUAUUACACAUCUGAACUCCGUCAGCAUGAUGCAGCUAUUCUGAUGACAGGACUUGGUGUGUACCCUGGGUACGCCAUCCCACCCAAAGCUAAAUCCUUCCUCACGUACGGCCUGUGUGACACUGCCUAUAUUCCACAGGUUCUGGAGACACCAAAUGAUCUUCAGGUGUUUUCUGUGAUGUUGCACACACACUUGACUGGACGGAAGGUGCGAGUCGGACACUUCAGAGGGGGAAAACAGAUCGAUCUUCUAGCCGUGGAUGAAAACUACAAUUUUGAAUAUCAGGAUGUGACAAUCUUGGGCAAAACUAAGACAGUGAAGUUGGGUGACCAAUUGCUGGUGGAGUGCACAUAUAACACUGAAAACCGUGCCACACUCACAUGGGGGGGGUUCUCAACUCAAGAGGAGAUGUGUUUGGCUUUCCUCUUCUACUAUCCAGCUAUGAAUCUGAGCAGUUGUGUGAGCUUCCCUAAUUUACAGACAUUAGGAUCUGCAAUGGGAGCAACAAAUACAACUACCUGGCUCAAUAUGAUGUACAUGAACACUUGGAAUGACAUGUCUAUCAAUCAGUACCAACAAACACUGAAGAGAGUUGAUCAACUAGUCUUAGUUGCUGAUUCAUUUAGCAACUGGUCAUACAACCCAGGGAUGAUUCCUGAUCUCAAAGUCAUCCCGUCUGAACCCUGCAUGAGUGCUUGUGCCAUCAAAAGUCUUUCUUUGAUAUCACUGCUCCUCUGUUUGGCACUGCAUCGGGUUUCUUUAUGAAAUGUUCAUGCAAAAAAAAUGGCUCCCCGCAGGGACAUUCUUGACAGCAACCUAAAAACCAGAAUAACAUAAAAUUCAACUUAAUAUAUGAUAAAUACAUUUUUUUUUAUAAAUUAUAUCAGGAUGGAAUUGGGCUUUACACGUUACUUCCAUUGGUUUACUUUCAGAUCAUAUAUAUUAUAAUAAAACAUGAAUAUAUAGAAUAUUUAUAAAAAUUGCAAUAAUAAUUAUGAUUAUUAUAGAUAAAAAAGUUUAUUUAGCCAAUAGAUGUGAGUGUUUAUGCAUUGGGGCAUACUAUGUAUAUAAAAAGUAUAUAAACAUACUUUUUAUGUUCUUUUCAUCAUGAUUUUUGCAAGUUUGGUCAUGGCCCUGAUACAUUGCAUGAAAUACCAGUCUUCAAUAAACCGAUUUUUGUACCAAGUCUUCCAAA